AUGAUUAAAUUUCUACUGUGUUUGUUGCUAGCUCUCACAACCGUAAACGCGGUGUCUGUCAAUUUCACGACCUGCAGAUCAGGCCCGGGAGGGGUUCACGGUAAAUUGACCACUGUGGACAUAGACCCAUGUCCCGUGCAACCUUGUGCUCUUCCACAUGGCCAAGAUAUUACACUACGAGCUACUUUUACUCCAAGUGUAAGUUCUUCAACAUUUAAAUCAUCCGUCCAUGGUAUUAUUCUCGGACUUCCGGUCCCUUAUGGCGUUCCUACAGGAUCUUUGUCCGGAACUCUUGUAGCUGGACAGGAAGUUGUCUACACUAACACCUUACAUGUGUCGCCACUGUAUCCUAAGAUCCGGCUGAAUGUAAAAUGGGAAGUCCUAGACGAACAUAAUCAUGAUCUCUUCUGUUUCCUUGUGCCAGUACAUAUUACUAGUUAACUGAUAUUAACUAAUCAGCUGAUGUC
Molecule: messenger RNA, 467 nt
Organism: Saccostrea echinata
Lineage: Eukaryota; Metazoa; Mollusca; Bivalvia; Ostreida; Ostreidae
Product: NPC intracellular cholesterol transporter 2-like
Exons: 4
Coding region: 1-441 (146 amino acids)
Biological process (GO): sterol transport
Molecular function (GO): sterol binding
Source: RefSeq, a predicted model, not a curated record